UCGUGUUUGGUGGACGGGGUUGGCCGUGAGCUGUGGUGAAGUGCACUGUCGUCGUGCAUGCGUCGGACUAUCGAGAACGCCUGAACGCUGCUUGAAGAUGGCAGAGACAGGAAACAACACUAGUUUCGACAACCGUCCCCGGAGGACAGCAAAUGCCAAGCAGAUUAGAUGCUGAUUGCUUCAUUCAUACAUUACGAGACGAGACCUGCUUAACAUCACUGGCACUCUUACAAUUGAAGGCGACUUUCGACAACUUCCCCCAGCAGUCGUCAUCGCAGCAAUCCGUCGCCAAGAGGUCCUGAGGGCGUGGUGGACGGGGAGGCGGGAAGAUGGCACACCGCCGACGGAAUUCGACGGGGGGUAUGGUUGGGAAAGAGGGGGGGGAGGGUGGUGGUGGGAGGAGAAGGCACAGCAUGUCUGGCAUGGCAAUGCGACAGGAAGAUAUGGAUGACGAUAUGGACGAGUUUAUGAAACAGAAAGACAAGGUCCAAUUAGCGACGGCCGACGAAUUGGACGAGACGGAGGAGGAAGAGGAUACCGUGAUGGACAUCAAGGAUGCGUCCGAUGUUGAUGAUGACGACGACGAGGAUGACGACGAAGAUGAUGACGAGGAGGAGGAAGAGAAGGGGGGUGAACGUGGAAAGGGAUCGGGGAGUAGUCUAAUGAUCGGUAAGAUGAUCAAAGGAAAAGGCGAAGAAGCUAGUGACGAGGAUGAUGACGAGGAAGCAGAGGAGGACGAUGAGGAGAUUGGCGGUCUUGUUGCGAAGAUGGCAAAGCAGGCUGCGUACAUGAAGCGGAAGACGGCCUUGAUGGAAGCUCAAGGCGAUGAUGAGGACGAAGACGAGGGGAAGGAUGACGAAGACGAGGACAAAAGGUGGGGGAAACGCAAACGCCAGUAUUACAAUGCAGAUAAUGUGGAUUACGAGUUGACUGAUGAUGAAGACGCUCCUGCGGAGGAAGAAGCGGAGGUUCUUCGGCUGCAACGUAAGAUGGCGGCAAAGCUGAGAGCAGAGGACUACGGGCAAGCCGACGAGGAGGAGGAGGAGCAGGAAGAACGGGAGGAAACGUUAGAGGAGGCGGUGAAGAGGAGGGAGAUGGAGAAGAAGGGGAUGCCUGGUAAGCAGCUGUCUGAAGAUGGCGAGAAGAAAUCGAAGAAGAAGGUGGACGACAAGAAGAAGAAGGAUGAAAGUGAUGUCAUGGCCUCAACGAACGGUGCGGUGGCGAUGGAGAAGGUCACGAAGGAUUUGAACAUGCUGACAGAGGAGGAGAAGAUGGCGGCGGUGAUGAGUGAUGCUCCAGAGCUGGUCGGUCUUCUCGCUGAGCUUCGCCAUGGCCUCGGGGAAGUCAAGAACACCGUCUUGCCUCUGCUUGAGCGGGUUAAGAGCAAGGACUCGCUGGUCACCUCCGAUGGUAUCAGCUAUCUAGAGGCGAAGCACCUUCUGUUGUUAGGCUAUUGCCAGAGCAUAGUUUUCUAUCUUCUACUGAAGUCCGAGGGAAGAAGCGUCCGCGAUCAUCCGGUGAUCCAACGGCUAGUGGAACAAAGAUUGUUUCUCGAGAAGAUUCGACCAAUAGAUAAGAAACUUCAGUACCAGUUAGACAAGCUGCUGCGUCAGGCUAGAGAGAAGGGUGACGGCCAAGAGGAGGGGGUGAGGAGGAGUGGCGAGGAUGCGGAUUCGGCGGCGGCGCCUGCCAAACGCAAAGACCUGCAAUUCAGACCUAAUCCCGACCUGCUGAUGUCGAAGCUUGACGGCGACGGCGAUGGCGGCGAUGGCUUGUAUCGUCCUCCGAUGAUGGUGCCUACAACGAUGUCGGAUGACGAGAGGGUUGGCAAGGACGCAAAGACGAAGGCGAGAGCAGAGGCGCUGGCGAAGAAGCGAGCGGCGCGCAGCGCAGUCAUCAAGGAACUUGCGGAGGAAAUUGAAGGACGGCCGGAAGAGGUCAGGCCGGUGAUCGGGACAGAGAGCCAAUGGGUGGCACGGGAGAAGGCCAGGCUGGAGGCCCGGGCCGCAGCGGAAGUCAGCAUGUUUACACGUGUGUCUAUGACUAGAGAGGAGAAGAAGAGGAUGAACGCCGCCAAGAAAGCGCUUCAAGGCGGGAUGAUGGGAAUGCUAGAUGACCUAAACGAUGACGUGGCAGGACUUGUAGACGCAGACGAUGAGGGAGGAGAGGCAGGAGGAGGAGGAGGAGGUGCAGGAGCUCUGGACGCGCUUCUUCGACGGAGAAAGCUCUCUCAAGCCAUCGACGACGCCUCGAGACAGCCAAAGAAACCCAAAAUCGUCUCCGGUGAUGCCGAUUUACCCAUCAGGGAUGAUCUGGGCGAGAGGAGGAGGAGGUUUGAGGUGAUGAGUCAAGGGCGAUCCAAGCACCGCGUGGAGGAGGACGAGGACGGCGAGGAGGAGGAGGAGAGGGGAAGAGGAGGGAAGAUUCGGCGGCGGGAGGAGGAUGACGUGUAUUUAGCUGCUAAGGAACAGAAGGAGCGGAAGAAGGCGGAGAAAGAGGCGAAGAAAUUGGCGGCAACAAGUGCAAUCUCUGCUGCUGCUGCCAGAGAAGAAGAGGGGGAUAUGGCAGAUGGGGAGAAGAGGAAUAUUACGAGGGAGAUGGAGACGAACAGGGGACUGACACCUUACAGAAAGAAGCUGACGAAGAAUCCUAGGAAGAAGUAUAAGGUGAAAUUCGAAAAGGCAGUGACCAGGCGCAAAGGACAGGUUAGGGAUGUCAAAACUGCGCCAGGACCUUAUGGGGGCGAAUCGACCGGAAUCAAGGCCGGAAUCAGCAGGAGUGUUCGGUUUCGGGGAUGAAAAGACGUUACGUCUUUCCCUUUAUGGCAACAACAUUUGGUUGUUUUUCUUUUCGCAGGAGCCCAUAGACGUAUACUACACGUUCACACGCACACGCAGACUAGGAGGCUGUCUGUCACAGCCACUGGUUUUAUUCCUUUUCAUCGCGCGGAGUUGCAAUUUACCUGCAUCACAACAACAACAACAACACAGAGGCUCCUUUGCACUCGCACACUCUGUGUGUGUGUGUGUGUGUGUGUGUGUGUGUGUGUGUGUGAGAGAGAGAGAGAGAGAGAGAGAGAGAGAGAGAGAGAGAGAGUUUUAAGGCCAAAUUUGGUGAAAUGAGAGAGAGGGAAAUCGGCGGAGUUUUUGCAAAUUUGGUGAAAAGAGAGAGAGGGAAAUCGGUGGAGUUUUUGCAAAUUUGGUGAAAAGAUAGAGAGAGGGAAAUCGGGAGUUUUGCAAAUUUGAGAGAGAGAGAGAGAGAGAGAGAGAGAGAGAGAGAGAGAGAGAGGGAGGUGGGCGGCGAGGGGUGCGAAAUCGGCGGAGUUGUGGUAAAUUUGGUGAAGAGUUAUUUUUUGGCCCAAGGUGUGCCGCCAUUGAUUUGUUUUUUGUUUUUUGGCUUCUCUUGCCGUUUCUUCUCUUCAUGGUCGAUUUUUCCUAGCGCAUGAGGUAUUCUCGCUUGCCUGGUCGUUGGUUUGGUGAGAUAGAGGCUGACCUUUGACAUAUACCUGAUUGAGAGAGCACCAAAGUCCUCAACCUUAGAGCAUUGGUCAUACUGCAUGCUGUUCCGUGCGGUGCCUACUAACCCUAGUUCUCUUCGUUAUUAGGUUGAUGAUGAAUUGAUGUGCGGGCUGCAGUGUAGCUGCGUGGCAUAUCUGCUGAGUUGUAAGGGAGCAAUUGUGAGACGAUUCCUUGUCCUAUAAGUCAGCCAACUGUUAUCUGAGGCUGAUGGUGGCUCUUUUCUUUUUCUCUUCGUCCUUUUCCUUUUUUCGACCUUUGUGCGUGCGUGUGUUUGUGUGUGUUGUAGUAGUACUGCAACCUCACCUGUGGUGCUAACUGUGAACAGAAUCACGUUCUGAGAGAAUGAUUUCGACAAGAAAUCCAACUGCCCUCUGAGGGUGACGCUCUCCAGAACAUGUGUGUGUGUGCGUGCAUGUGUGUGUACAUUAUCCAACUAUCCUCUGUGAUGCAAUCGCAGUUAUCGAUGAGCUCUUUGAAGC
Messenger RNA from Chara braunii, 3997 nucleotides. The record is from the annotation of a GenBank genome assembly. NCBI's taxonomy places the organism in Eukaryota, Viridiplantae, Streptophyta, Charophyceae, Charales, Characeae.